This is a messenger RNA of Leptomonas pyrrhocoris, 1966 nucleotides long. RefSeq lists its product as hypothetical. The transcript has a single exon. The record is from RefSeq and is a predicted model, not a curated record. The coding region runs from base 1745 to 1966 and encodes 73 amino acids. Lineage: Eukaryota; Euglenozoa; Kinetoplastea; Trypanosomatida; Trypanosomatidae.
GUGUUGUCGUGGGGGUGUUUCAUCGUGGGCAUUUCCUGCCGCCGUUGCGUCCACUACAUCCGGUUUGUUUCUUUUUGUCUCGUUCACCGUCCCAUUCCAUUGACUUCAUCACACCUGUCUGCACUUUACGUUUGUUCUUAUCGGCUGUGCAAAAGAAAAGAAAAAUAGAAAGUUCGAUUUGGAGUCGUGACACUUGUAUCGCCGCACGCACGCACGCACGCCAUUUCGAACGCACUCUCUAUCUUAGCUCGGGCGCUUUCCUCUCGUGUGAGUGUGUGUACAUCUCGUCGUCUUCUUGAUCCUCCGAGGAGAUAAAAAAAUUCCUUUUUCCUCUUCGCUGCUCCGUCAUGCGGCGCUCUGUCUUUUACAUGGGCCGUAGCUUCACGCAGCGGCACCUCAACGCAGCGCGCAGCCCGCUUGCCGCAGGCUUCGUCCGGCCGAACCUGUUCUCCUCGACUGCGCAGAACCUCGCUGCCUCCCCUCUGUGCAGCUUGGCGUGCUUUGGUUCUGGCGGAGUUGCGGGUGCGAGCGGUGCGCUCGUCGCGUCGCCGGAUGCCGCGCUGUGCCAGUUGCUCACGACGAUCCUCGCCCAAGGCAAGUCGCUAUCCGUGCUGGCCAACCUGGUGUGCAUUCAAAAUAUAUCAACUUGCGUCUUUGCAUGCGAAAGAGUAUUAGUUGGGUUUAUGGUUCGCUCUCCGUGUCCCAAAACGGGGAGGGUUGCGACCACCGAUUGACGUGUUGAGAGUUCGCAGCGGUGUAUUACAGAUGCAGCGGCGUAAAGGACGGGCGUGUUUUUUUUCCCAACGCCUGUCUUUCUUUGCUUGAACCUGUUGUACAUGCACCGAUACCUUUUCCAACCCCUUAACACGGUGUACUUCAUCGGUUCGUUUGCGUUCUGGCGUCUCGCAUGUCUUUUUAUUUCUAUCCUCACAGUGUUUUUAGCUCCUUUUUAAAAAUCCAUUUUGGAGGCGGUUGGCGGGAGGAAGUUCGUGUUGUGCGUCUGGCAAGCAGACAACGAAACAGCAUCGAUCACUCAGAGAAAGAAGCAGGUAACGACUUCUGCAAUGAAAUCGGGUGUAUUGCGGAAAGCAACGGAUGGUCUCGGCUACUUCAGCGCAUCCAUCUUCGUACUUCAACUUACGCAUUUCGCUCGAUUCGGACUUUCAUUGGCCCAGUGGUGUGUUGUUUGUGUAUGCGACUCGUGUUUUUUUUUUUAUUGGAGUUUUCUUUGGUGAUUCACGAAUGUGUUGUGCAAGCGUGAUGGGACAAUAGCAACGAAAAGGGUGAAGCCACUUUCUGCGGCAAAUGAAGACGAGUCACGCGUGCCCUGCACCGGAAGGAGCUUGUGUGGUUUCUCAAUCCUUUUUCCCGUCUUGGUGAGCAUGGUGAUGAAGAGGUCUCCUGCGUGAGCAACGUAUAUAUGCAUUUAUUGCUGGCACGUGGUUGUGAUAUCACGUUAAAUUCACAGAAAGCUGUGCACUAUGCAGAAAGGUACCGAGAAGAGGGGAUGGGACACACAAAAGACUCUGUUUGCCAGCGACCGUCUACUGGCUAAGAUGCUCACACCUCGCAAUUCAUUGGAAAUCGACACAUGAUUUGACUAUUAUUACUAUUAUUAUUCACUUCACCAUCCUUUCGUUCUCUUGCUGUCACCCUCUCAGUAGAAACGUCGAACAUUGUUUCUGUGGCUGACCCUCCUCAGGAGUGCACUGAACGCCUCUCCUUUUUUUUUCCCUCCAACAAAAUGAAUCUAGGUGUCAAGCAGGAGUCAUUCCGCAUCGAGAUGAUGAUGACUUCGCUGCGCAACGAGUGCGUGAACCUCUGCUGCAAGGAUUUCUCUCAAAUGGAACUCACGAAGGACGAGGUGCACUGCAUCGACCGCUGCUCCUGGCGGUAUCUGCACACGAACAAGAUCAUCUCGAACGCGCUGGAUCGCUCGAAUCAAGGCGCUAAAAAGAAGCUGUGA